AUCACUCCUACAAUCGGAUUCUCUCUCCACAAUGGAUCUCAGUGCUGCAAGUCACCGCAUACCUCUAAGUGAUGGAAACAGCAUUCCCAUCAUCGGACUUGGUACCUACUCAGAACCUAAAUCAACCCCUAAGGGAGCCUGUGCAACAUCGGUGAAGGCUGCUAUUGACACAGGGUACCGACAUAUUGAUGGCGCCUACAUCUACCAAAAUGAACACGAAGUUGGGGAGGCCAUCAGGGAGAAGAUAGCAGAAGGAAAGGUGCGGAGGGAAGAUAUUUUCUACUGUGGAAAGCUAUGGGCUACAAAUCACGUCCCAGAGAUGGUCCGCCCAACCCUGGAGAGGACACUCAGGGUCCUCCAGCUAGACUACGUGGAUCUUUACAUCAUUGAAGUACCCAUGGCCUUUAAGGCUAUGGAAGCUUGCAAAGAUGCUGGCUUGGUGAAAUCUCUGGGAGUGUCCAAUUUUAACCGCAGGCAGCUGGAGCUCAUCCUGAACAAGCCGGGACUCAAAUACAAGCCGGUCAGCAACCAGGUUGAGUGCCAUCCGUAUUUCACGCAGCCAAAACUCUUGAAAUUUUGCCAACAACAUGACAUUGUCAUUAUUGCAUAUAGCCCUUUGGGAACCAGUAGGAAUCCAAUCUGGGUGAAUGUUUCUUCUCCACCUUUGUUAAAGGAUGCGCUUCUAAACUCAUUGGGGAAAAGGUACAAUAAGACAGCAGCUCAAAUUGUUUUGCGUUUCAACAUCCAGCGAGGGGUGGUUGUCAUUCCUAAAAGCUUCAAUCUUGAAAGGAUCAAAGAAAAUUUUCAGAUCUUUGACUUUUCUCUCACUGAAGAAGAAAUGAAGGACAUUGAAGCCUUGAAUAAAAAUGUCCGCUUUGUGCCAUUGCUCAUGUGGCGCGAUCAUCCUGAAUACCCGUUUCAUGAUGAAUACUGA
Molecule: messenger RNA, 934 nt
Organism: Piliocolobus tephrosceles (Ugandan red Colobus)
Lineage: Eukaryota; Metazoa; Chordata; Mammalia; Primates; Cercopithecidae
Gene: AKR1D1
Product: aldo-keto reductase family 1 member D1
Exons: 8
Coding region: 32-934 (300 amino acids)
Biological process (GO): bile acid biosynthetic process
Molecular function (GO): Delta4-3-oxosteroid 5beta-reductase activity
Source: RefSeq, a predicted model, not a curated record